Messenger RNA from Dendroctonus ponderosae (mountain pine beetle), 5065 nucleotides. It is a transcript of the gene brm, whose product is annotated as ATP-dependent helicase brm. Gene Ontology annotation, molecular function: histone binding; ATP-dependent chromatin remodeler activity; transcription factor binding. The record is from RefSeq and is a predicted model, not a curated record. The transcript is spliced from 26 exons. Lineage: Eukaryota; Metazoa; Arthropoda; Insecta; Coleoptera; Curculionidae. Bases 131 to 4792 code for a protein of 1553 amino acids. Gene Ontology annotation, biological process: positive regulation of transcription by RNA polymerase II. Gene Ontology annotation, cellular component: nucleus.
AUCUUUGAUUGGAAAAUAUGAUGGCCAAUAUCAAAUACAUAUUUUUCCACAGGAAAUUGACAGGUUUUUCUUGUUGAUCCAGAGCAGAUCCAGAUUUUGCCUUCAGUUGUCACCUGCAAAUGUGAGCGCGAUGUCUAGCGGGUCGCCCCAGACUAGCCCCAUGCCGCCCCCGCAGGCCCCCAGCCCUAUGGGUCCCCCCGUGCAGAAUCCGGGUCCGCACGGCUCCUACCAGCACCCGCCCCAUCAACAUAUGGGGCCCCAGUACGGAAUGCCGCCCCCAUCCCACCACCAGAGCCCGCAGCCUCAUCAUAUGGGAGGGUUGGGACCGCCUCCAGUCGCUCCGCCCCCAAUUUCACAGCCUCAUGGAAGCAUGGGCGUCCCGCAUGGGCAGCUACAGAACCACCAUCAACAGAUGGCGCAUCACAUGGGACCGCCCCAAGGCCAGCAGUACCCGCAAAGUGGGGGUCAUUCUCAUCAUCGCGAGAGCUCGCCCUCGCCUGGACCGCCUGGGCAACACCCGCCGCCUCCAAGCCACCCCAUGGGCGGCCACAUGCCGCCCAUCCAAGGCCAGGGGCGCUCCUCGCCUCAAGGGCAGCAUCUCAUGCCGCCCCAAGGCCAAGGUCAGCUACAUCCGCCUCCUCACUUGUCGCCUCAAGGUCACAUGCCACCGGGCCCCCCUUCGCAAGGUCAUCCAUCGCCUACUCAUCAGCCUUCUUCAGGUUCCGUCCAGGGGCUGCAACAAGGACAGGAUAAUCUGCGAGCCUUGCAAUCAGCCAUCGACUCAAUGGACGAGAAAGGGAUGCAAGAGGAUCCAAGAUACUCACAACUGUUGGCGUUGCGAGCGCGCGCCAAUGGGACGCCCGCCCUGUCCCAGAUCCAGAUGACCCAGCUAAGGAACCAGAUAAUGGCCUACCGAUACCUGGCCAGGAACCAGCCAGUGCCGCAACAGAUUCUGAUGGCCAUCCAGGGCAAGCGGCCGGAUGGGUCCCCUUUGCAGGCCUCCACUCCGCCUCCUGGCGGACAGGAUUGCCCAAGGGAUCCUUUGGAGGCGCCGGAACUCUCACCGUCCAUUACCAUGCCGCCCCAAGCGCAACCCAUGAGACCGCCUAUGCAGCCUCAUCCCCAUCCGGGGGGUUACCAGCAACCUCCACCCUCACAGCUAUACAAGCAGCAGCCGCAGCAGCAACCCAGACCAGUGGGAGGCAUCCAGCACCUGAAACAGGCGAGAACCACCACCGUGCCCAAGCCAGUAGGCCUGGACCCGAUCAUGCUCCUGCAGGAACGGGAGAAUCGGGUGGCGGCUCGCAUAGCAGCUCGCAUGGAACAGCUGGCCAACCUGCCCUCGGACAUGACGGAAGAGCUGAGACUGCAGGCUCAAAUCGAGCUCAGAGCGCUCAGAUGCCUGAAUUUCCAGCGUCAGCUGCGGACCGAAAUAAUCGCCUGUACGCGACGCGACACCACGCUGGAAACGGCCGUGAACAUGAAGGCUUACAAGCGAACCAAGCGCCAAGGCUUGCGCGAAGCGCGAGCCACGGAAAAGCUGGAAAAGCAGCAAAAACUGGAGGCGGAGCGCAAGCGCCGCCAAAAGCACCAGGAGUUUCUCAACUCCAUCCUACAACAUGGGAAGGACUUCAAGGACUUCCAUCGCAACAGUCUGGGAAGAGUUGGCAAGCUCAACAAGGCCAUCUUGAACUACCACGCCAAUGCCGAAAGGGAGCAGAAGAAGGAGCAGGAGAGGAUCGAGAAGGAGCGCAUGAGGAGACUAAUGGCGGAAGAUGAAGAAGGCUACCGCAAGCUGAUCGACCAGAAGAAGGACAAGCGGCUGGCUUUUCUGCUGUCGCAGACCGACGAGUACAUCGCCAGCCUGACCGAGAUGGUGAAGCAGCACAAGAUCGAGCAGCGCAAGAAGCAGCACGAGGAAGAACGACGCAAAAAGAGGAAAAGAAAACGACUGGCCGCCGAAGGCGUGCUGAUUGGCGACGACGAGGGCAGUCAGGACUCAGACAAACCAAUCACAGUGGUGGAGGUGAGCAGCGGCAAGAAACUAGGCGGAGACGAAGCGCCGUUGCUGAGUCAACUGCAGGCCUGGCUGCAGCAGAACCCCGGCUGGGAAAUCGCAGACACUGACGACGAAGACGACGACGACUAUCCAGCAGGUCAGGAGCCGAAGUCCGAGGAGGACAAAGCAAAGGCGCUGAUCAAAAAGGCCAAAGUGGAGGACGAUGAGUAUCACAAGCGGAUCGGCGAAGAGCAGAGCUACUACGGCAUUGCGCACACUGUGCACGAGAUGGUCACUGAACAAGCCUCCAUCAUGAUCAACGGCCAGCUGAAGGAGUACCAGAUCAAAGGUCUGGAGUGGCUGGUUUCUUUGUACAACAACAACCUGAACGGGAUUCUGGCCGAUGAGAUGGGCCUGGGCAAAACCAUCCAGACCAUCGGGCUCAUCACUUAUUUGAUGGAAAAGAAAAAGGUUAAUGGGCCUUUUUUGAUCAUCGUUCCUCUUUCUACUUUGUCCAAUUGGGUGUUGGAGUUCGAAAAAUGGGCUCCUUCCGUUAUAGUGGUGUCCUACAAAGGUUCUCCGGCCGGCCGGAGGCAGAUCCAGAGCCAAAUGCGCUCCACUAAGUUCAACGUGCUGCUCACCACCUACGAGUAUGUGAUUAAGGAUAAAGGAGUUUUAGCCAAGCUGCAAUGGAAAUACAUGAUAAUCGACGAGGGGCAUCGAAUGAAAAAUCACCACUGCAAGCUGACGCAAGUGCUUAACACCCACUACAUGGCGCCUCAUCGGCUUCUGCUCACUGGAACUCCUCUGCAGAACAAAUUGCCUGAGUUGUGGGCGCUGUUAAACUUCCUGCUGCCGUCGAUCUUCAAAAGCUGCAGUACUUUCGAGCAGUGGUUCAAUGCCCCGUUUGCCACCACUGGGGAAAAGGUUGAGUUGAACGAAGAAGAGACGAUCUUGAUCAUCAGGCGCCUACACAAGGUGUUAAGACCCUUCCUGCUCAGGCGACUCAAGAAGGAGGUGGAGUCGCAGCUGCCCGACAAAGUCGAAUAUAUCAUCAAGUGCGACAUGUCGGGACUGCAAAGGGUUUUAUACAGGCAUAUGCAGAGCAAAGGGGUGCUGCUAACGGACGGUUCGGAGCGAGGCAACAAAGGGAAAGGAGGCGCCAAGGCCUUGAUGAACACCAUUGUGCAGUUGAGGAAGCUUUGCAAUCAUCCCUUCAUGUUCCAGCACAUUGAGGAAAAGUGGUGCGACCACAUAGGAAUUGCUGGCGGAGUGAUUUCAGGCGUCAUGUGCAGCCCGGAUAUUUAUCGGGCUUCUGGAAAGUUCGAGCUUCUGGACAGGAUUUUGCCCAAGCUCAAAACCACCAAUCAUCGGGUGCUGUUGUUCUGUCAAAUGACCCAAUUGAUGACCAUUAUGGAGGAUUAUCUGACCUACAGGGGUUUCGGCUACUUGAGACUGGAUGGUACCACCAAAGCGGAAGAUCGGGGCGAUUUGCUCAAGAAAUUCAACGCAAAAAACAGCGAGUAUUUCAUCUUCCUCCUCAGCACCCGGGCCGGAGGUCUGGGGCUCAAUUUGCAAAGCGCCGACACUGUGGUGAUUUUUGACUCCGAUUGGAACCCUCAUCAGGACCUGCAAGCUCAAGACAGAGCGCACCGCAUCGGGCAGCUGAACGAGGUGCGCGUCUUGAGGCUGAUGACCGUGAACUCUGUGGAAGAGCGAAUUCUGGCCGCGGCCCGAUACAAGCUGAACAUGGACGAGAAAGUCAUCCAGGCCGGAAUGUUCGACCAAAAAUCCACCGGAUCUGAGCGGCAGCAGUUCCUACAGACUAUUCUGCAUCAAGACGGCGACGAUGAAGAAGAAGAAAACGAAGUUCCUGAUGAUGAGACCGUGAACCAGAUGGUGGCGCGCUCUGUGGAUGAGUUUGAGCUGUUCCAGAAGAUGGACUUGGAGCGGCGACGGGAGGACGCGAAAUUGGGAGCGGCGAGGAAGCCACGCCUCAUUGUUGAAUCCGAACUUCCCGAUUGGCUGGUGAAAGAGGACGACGAGGUGGAUCCAUGGAACUACGACGACAACGACGUCAUAAUGGGCAGAGGAUCCAGGCAGAGGAAAGAGGUGGAUUACACGGACAGUCUAACGGAGAAGGAGUGGAUGAAGGCCAUCGACGAAUCAGACGACGAGGAAGAUGAGGAAGACGAUGAGCCCAAGAAGAGGAAACGGGGCAAACGACGCAAAAAGGCGGAGGAUUCAGACAGCGAUGCAGGACCGAGUAGCAGAAAGAAACUGAAAGGAAAACUCCCGGACGAGAACAAACUAAAGCGCCAAAUGAAGAAACUGAUGACUAUCGUGACUAAAUACACGGACAGUGACGGGCGGCUCUUAAGCGAGCCCUUCAUGAAGUUGCCUCCUCGCAAAGACUACCCGGACUACUACGAAGUGAUCAAAAAGCCCAUGGAUAUCAUGCGCAUAAUCACUCGCAUUGAAGAUGCCAAAUACACGGAAAUGGCCGAUCUGGAGCGCGACUUUAUGCUGCUGUGCCAAAACGCGCAAAUCUACAACGAAGAAGCCUCACUGAUCCACGAAGACAGCAUAGUGCUCCAAUCGGUCUUCACCAAUGCCAAGGCGAGAAUCGAGACUGACGGCGAAGACAAGCAGCAAGAAGCGGACGAAGAGGCGGGCAAAGCGGAUGCGGACACCGCAGUUAAAAUGAAGAUCAAACUCAAAGGGAAGAAACCCUCCAAGCGCCGCAAAGCCAUCAAGCGAUACACUUCAGAUGACGAGGACAAUGAUACCUAAAACCCGCCAAUUGCGUGUACGUAAUACUUCUAAACUGUGUUAUUGUUGUUAUUUGGGAUUGGUUUGUUUCAAAAUUGUUAGUUGUUAAGCUCACAAGUCUCAUGCUGACAAGCCACUGUUUCAACCGGUUCGUUGUUUUCGGUGCCAUGAGUGUGAUUCGUUCUAAGUCGGCGCUCAAUGUUUAUCUUGAUUUAUACGAAUUUCGACUUAGUCUUUUGCUGUGCUAGAGUAGUUCUCUUUUAAAUAAACGUUCACAGUGUCUAAUCGACGAUA